GUCUAUUGCGCGUAUGAUAUUAGGUUUUUACGCUGACAGGACGCCGACUUCAAAGGGACAUCGGCAGUUCAUAUAAAAUGCAUUGCAGUUUGAUUUGUAAACUUGUUUUCCGUCUGAUCGAUUCUGCUCUUUUCACAUCUCACAUGCGACAGGCUAAGUCUUCUACUAGUGGCUGAGACAACGUAGAAGAGCUCAAGGUCAGUGAAACUGGCAUGCCUCGCUAACAGAAGAAACAUCUAUUUUCAGGAUAGCACUAUAAACCCCUCUCAGAGGACACCAUGCUGAACUACACAUUAAAUGUGUGUGUAAUUUACUAACAGCAAAGCUUUUGGCAAGACAACAUUGUCUGGAAUGCACUCACUCAACAGGUUCUCCUUCUUUCUCACCAUCUGAGACAAGGUCGACUGAUAGAGCAACGCUCUCCACAGUGAAUGGGACCAAAGGAACGUGGUGUGAUGCGGUUCAUGUAUUGAUUCUGCUUGAACACCUGCUUUGAUGACGCCAAAAGAUAACGAGGCUACACCCACCCACUUGAGGUACAGGACAACUGAUACAAGGGGAAGUCUAUAUAGCCUAAACCCUGACACCUGUUGUUCAAGGGUAUCACAAAUUGGAUCCUUGCAUCGAGGUCUAACCAUUUGAAAGGGAUUAUAUUUGCGUAGGAGCAGAUGUCAAUAAUCAUGUCUCAUUGCUGGGGUUACGGACCAUCUGACGGACCUGACAAGUGGUGUAAGCACUUCCCCAUUGCUAAUGGGCCCAGGCAGUCUCCUAUUAAUAUUAUUUCUGGCCAAGCAUCCUACGAUUCUGCCCUGGAGCCUCUCAAACUGAACUAUGACCCAUCCAACUCCACAGACAUUCUGAACAAUGGCCAUUCCUUCCAAGUUGGCUUUGUGGAUGAUACUGACAGUUCAACACUGACCGGAGGCCCCAUCACCGGCACAUACAGGCUGAAGCAGUUCCACUUCCACUGGGGAGCCAGUGAUUACAGGGGCUCUGAGCACAGCGUCAAUGGGAUCAAGUUCCCAUGCGAGCUCCAUCUGGUGCACUGGAACACCAAGUACCUCAGCUUUGGUGAAGCUGUUAGCCAUCCCGAUGGUCUUGCUGUAGUUGGAGUGUUUCUGAAGAUUGGUGCUGCAAACCCCAGACUACAAAAGGUUCUGGAUGCUCUGGAGGCCAUCAAAUCAAAGGGUAAGCAAACUACGUUUUCCAACUUUGACCCCAAAACUCUGCUGCCUGACUCACUGGACUACUGGACAUACAAUGGCUCCUUGACCACUCCCCCUCUGCUGGAGAGUGUCACCUGGAUUGUCCUGAAGGAAUCAGUCAGUGUCAGCAUAACCCAGAUGGGUAAAUUCCGCAGCUUGAAGUUCAGUGGGGACGGAGAGGCACAUUGCUGCAUGCAGGACAACUACAGACCCACUCAGCCUCUCAAGGGACGCAAGGUCCGCCGGUCCUUCAAGUAAACAGCCACGUGUCACGCCAUCCAUCUUCCCCAGGUUAUAUAUAUCGUGUGCCAUUUUAGCACAUGCAUUGGUGUCAGAAUCUGCUAAUUGUUAACCCCAUUGACAAAACGAUCAGUAAAUCCUACUAAAUAGAACAUGUAAACCUAAACCAAUGCAAUUUAAUAACAAGAGCCAGUGCAGAUGAGAUUCAUGCGCUGGUAUGGAUGGACAGCAGCUCCUGUACUUUAUAUCCAUGGCCUGCCAGCCCCUCCUGUAAUCCCUGACGAUCAGCCUCAGGAUCACCCCAGAUUAAUGUCAUUUAGCUGCUUGCCUGCCCCUGCAAUAACAGAUGACAGUCAGUCAGUCAGAGAUAGAGGCCUUUAAUGGUAUAAUACUACAGGGCUUUUUUCUUCUUCUCUACUCUCAAUAAGCACAAACAGUUGCUAUGCAAGAGAUGGAAUCUUGAAUGAAUCCUUAAACACUUUCCAUUUUUGUAUUGUAUCCUCACAUCGUCAUCUAUGUAUUGUUUGAUUUUGUCACUUUAGAUUACAGGUCCAUGCCAAAAAUAAGAGAUGCAAUUUAAGUUUUAUAUAUAUAUUUUUGUACUCAUAACUUACCUCUCUACCUACCGUCACCCCAGUGCAUUAUCGUUGUCUUAAAAUCAUGAGUGAAAGAAAAUGUUGUGUGAGGUGUCAUUAUGUCAUCCAAGUCCCAUCCACUAUAAUGAAAUCCUGUGUUAAUAUCGGUAACCUUUUAUAAAGUCAAUGUUUAUGGAAUGACACAUCUGUUGGAAAGCUUUGCACAUUUUUUGGGGUAUAUUGAAUUACCACACUACAGAAAUGUCAGUUGCCCUUUGGCUGUGUGGGAUCAGCCUUACCCAGCUAGGGAAACAGAGACCCCACUGUUGAUAAUCAGACAUCUUCCUUUUAAGUAUAGACAGAAGACCUAUUUUGCAGUCAUGUGCCCUUAACAAGGAACUAUUCACCUAUGAAUUCUCCACCUCUGUGGUUCAGGACAAGUUAAUCAAUCACGUUGUGUGGUACAAACAACAGUCACUCCAAUUAAAUAUGUCUUUGUGAUUAACCCAUUCACAUCCUUGUACAUAAUCAAUAUGCGCCUCAGAGCAAAUUACUUUUGGUGUAAAUGCUUGGAUUUUGGUGUCAAAAUAGUUAGUAAAAGUGUCUAGACAGGCCACAUUGAAAUGUUAAGAUUAUCGUACUUCCAGUGUCAAUCAAAGUUGGGAUUUUGAGAAAAUGUUUAAAAUGACUUCAGCAUAUCUAUGUUGAAAAGCAUAUAGUAUUGUUCUUUGACCUGUUCUAAACCCAAAUAUGCCUAAUAUAUGAUUCAACUCAGUUGUUUGUGAUGUACAGCCAUUUCUGAAUAGUACUAUAUUUAGUAUUUGGACACAUGGGGUUACUGUUUUUUUACACAUUUCAAGAAUUAAGUCAUGUGAAUACAAUCAAAUGAUCAGAAUAAUUUUUGGUAUAUAGAUUGUCUGGACCAAUAUACACUGCAUAUACAAAACCUGCUCUUUCCAUGACAUAGACUGACCAGGUGAAAGCUAUGAUCCCUUAUGAUCCCACAUCAAUCAGUGUAGAUGAAGGGGAGGAGACAUGUUAAAGAAGGAUUUUUAAGCCUUGAGACAAUUGAGACAUGGAUUGUGUAUUUGUGCCAUUCAGAGGGUGAAUAAGCAAGACAAAAUAUUAAAGUGCCUUUGAACGGGGUAUGGUAGUAGGUGCCAGGUGCACCGAUUUGAGUGUGUUAACUGCAACACUGAGUUUUUCACACUCAACAGUUUCCCAUGUGUAUCAAUAAUGGUCCACCAGCCAACUUGACACAACUGUGGGAAGCAUUGAAGUCAACAUAGUCCACCUCAAUGCCCCAACGAAUUGACUGUUCUGAGGGCAAAAGGGGGAAGGUGUUCUUAAUGUUUUGUGCACUCAUUGUAGUUGUCUAUUUGUAUUAUUUAAGGAUCCCCACACUCCUGGGGUCUUGCAACAUUAAGGCAGAUAUAUAGCAUUUUAAAUAUUACAUUUCUUAACACUUUACCCAAUACAUUUAGCGUGUUCCUUCAGGCCACUACUCCACUAUCACAUAUUUACAAUACAACAUCCAUGUGUACAUGUGUGUGUGUGCCUUAUGAGUAUCUGUGCCUGUGUGUGUGUCUCUUCACAGUCCCCGCUGUUCCAUCAGAUGUAUUUGUAUCUUUAAAAAAAACUUUUAUCUGAUUCUACUGCUUGCAUCAGUUACCUGAUGUGGAAUAGAGUUCCAUGUAGCAAUGGCACUAUGUAGUACUUUGCACCUCCCAUAGCCCUGUGCACCCCCCCAUAGUCUGUUCUUGACUUGGAGAUUGUGAAGAGACUUGCUGGCAUGUCUUGUGGGGUAUGCAUGGGUGUCUGAGCUAUCUGCUAGUAGUUUAAACAGACACCGCGGUGCAUUCAGCAUGUUAACACUUCUUACAAAAACAAGCAGUGAUGAAGUCAAUCUCUCCUCCACUUUGAGUCAUGAGAGUUUACAUGCAUAUUAUUAGUGUUAGCUAUCCAUGUAUAUAUAAGGGCAAGGCGUGCUGCCCUUUUCUGAGCCAAUUGUAAUUUUCUCUCUUUGUGGCACCUGACUACACGACUGAAAAGUGCGACAAAAUUAGGGACUGCCUUGUUGAUAGUGUCGUUAAGGCAGAGCAGCACUUUAUUAUGGACAGACUUCUCCCAUCUUAGCUACUGUUGUAUCAACAUGUUUUGACCAUGACAGUUUACAAUCUAGGGUUACUUAUUCAAUUUCCACAUUGUUUAUUACACUAUUUAGUUGAGGUUUAUGGUUUAGCAAAUUAUUUGUCCCAAAUACAAUGCUUUAGAUUUUGAAAUAUUUAGGACUAAGUUAUUCCUUGCCACCCAUUCUGAAACUAACUGCAGCUCUUUUUUAAGUUGCAGUGAUUUAACUCGCUGUAGUAGCUGAUGUGUUGAGUCAUCCACAUACAUAGACACACUGGCUUUACUCAAAGCCAGUCACAUGUCAUUAGUAAAGAUUGAAAAAAGUAAGGGGUCGACCGCUGCCCUGAGGAAUUCCUGAUUCUACCUGGAUUAUGUUGGAGAGGCUUCCAUUAACCCUUGCCAUGUACGAUCACAUAUUUGUGAUCAUUGUUGACUGGUCCCUGCAGCAUACCAUCACAAAUAUGUGAUUGGAACAGUAGUAACAGAACAUAUGAUGAAACAAACUUGUCUAAACAGCAUUGUUUUCUGAAAAGCAUCUAAACAAUGUUUUGUACUGCUGGGAAAUAAAGGUCUUCACAACUUUA
Salvelinus fontinalis (brook trout) is the source of this 4734-nucleotide messenger RNA. RefSeq names its product carbonic anhydrase-like. The transcript is spliced from 7 exons. The record is from RefSeq and is a predicted model, not a curated record. Gene Ontology annotation, biological process: carbon dioxide transport. NCBI's taxonomy places the organism in Eukaryota, Metazoa, Chordata, Actinopteri, Salmoniformes, Salmonidae. Gene Ontology annotation, molecular function: carbonate dehydratase activity; zinc ion binding. The coding region runs from base 669 to 1463 and encodes 264 amino acids. Gene Ontology annotation, cellular component: cytoplasm.